GUUUUAGAUCUCUCAAACAACAAAUUCUCUGGAAUUGUUCCGAAGUUUACCGUCUUUGUUUCGGUCAAUAUAAGUGGAAAUCCGAACCUCAUACCUGCAACAGCACCAAACACUUUCCCGGAACUGGCAAAGAAAAAUGCCAGUUGCUGUUUCAAUAAUUACUGCCCUUGCUGCUGGUGUCCUUGCCGCUAGGGUAAUCACAUUCAUUGCUCUAUCAAUUCCAAGAUGUUUCUACCUUUCUUGGAUCAUCCGAAGCAAUUUUCUGACGGAAAAUGAAAUCCACAAAUCAAAUAUUUCCUUCACCAAAGCCAUGGAAACAAUAGCUAAUCCAUUGAACAUUGUCCUGAAAACUAAGUUCUCAACCUAUUACAAAUCCAUCAUGCCAUCCGGAAAGAGCUACUUCAUUAAGAAGCUGAACCGGAGUGAUAAGAUAUUCCAGAAUGAGAAAUUCGAGCAAGAGCUAGAGAUCAUAGGGAAGCUGAACCAUUCAAAUGUCAUGACUCCUUUGGCUUAUGCAUUGACUAAGGACAGUGCUUAUCUAUUUUAUGAAUAUGCCCAAACAUGCACCCUUUUCGACAUUCUUCACAGUAGCAAUGGAAGUAGUAUGGAUUGGGAAAGCCGUUACAGUGUAGCAGUAGGAUUAGCCCAGGGUCUUGCUUUUUUGAAUGGAUGCACCUCUGGUCCAAUUCUCCUCCUUGAUCUUUCAAGUAAAAACAUUAUGCUUAAGUCACUGAAAGAGCCACAACUUGGAGACAUUGAACUCUGCAAAGUGAUUGACCCCUCAAAGAGGACUGGCAGUCUUUCCACGGUUACUGGUUCUGUCGGUUAUAUUCCUCCAGAGUAUGCCUACACGAUGAGAGAAGCAGCGGUUGGGAACGUUUACAGCUUCAGAGUUAUUCUCCUAGAGUUGCUGACAAGAAGACCUCCAAUUAGCGAGGGUACUGAGUUAGCCAAGUUGGUGUUACACAACUGGGAACAUGAAGAUAAAAGGGAUGAGAUAUUUGAUGUUAAUAUCUACGCAAUUUCACUUGCUAUCAAAAACCAGAUGCUUGCAGUCCUUGAGGUUGCUAUUGCUUGUGUUAGUGUCUUACCAGAAGGAAGGCCAAAGAUGAAUGUUGUGCUACAGAUGCUACAAAAUGCGAACACAUUAACAUAAACCCAACUUUGCCUACUGAACAUUAAUUGAAUCAGUUUUAGAAGCAUAUUGUAGAACUUUUCAUUGUAGCUUUGUAUUUUGUGCAAGAGUCUUCUUGUAGAAAAGGUUAUAUAUUUAUGAAUCUCCCUUUUUUGAUUGUUC
Messenger RNA from Pistacia vera, 1297 nucleotides. RefSeq names its product leucine-rich repeat receptor-like tyrosine-protein kinase PXC3. NCBI's taxonomy places the organism in Eukaryota, Viridiplantae, Streptophyta, Magnoliopsida, Sapindales, Anacardiaceae. The coding region runs from base 137 to 1156 and encodes 339 amino acids. Gene Ontology annotation, molecular function: protein kinase activity; ATP binding. The record is from RefSeq and is a predicted model, not a curated record. The transcript has 3 exons. Gene Ontology annotation, biological process: protein phosphorylation.